AUGUCUGCAGGGGUUUGGAAAGAGCAGGUCGCGGAUAAACGCAAACGCCAACAAGAGGCCAUACCUCCAGAAUGGCGGUACAUUGACUUGCCCUCAAAUGAUCAACUCAAUGUCCUGGAUGUGCCUGCGACUUGCGGUCUUCUAACACCGCUAGAGCUCGAGAUAACGAAUGUGUCUGAUGUGUCUGUGCUGCUGAAGCAACUUGCCAGCGCUCAGUGGUCGUCAGUUCAAGUCACAACUGCAUUCUGUAAACGGGCUGUGAUCGCGCACCAGUUGACCAAUUGCUUGACCGAGAUAUUUCUUGCGAGAGCGCUCGACCGUGCAGCAGAAUUGGACGAAUACCUCAAGCAACAUGGAACUGUGAUGGGGCCGCUGCAUGGUCUACCCAUUUCUCUCAAGGAUCAGUUCUGUGUUAAGGGACUAGAAACUGUCAUGGGAUAUGCUGCUUGGAUUGGGAAGGUGGCCGCAGAAAAUGCCGUUCUAGUAGAUCUACUUCUCGAUUGCGGUGCGGUACUAUACGUAAGGACAAACCUACCGCAAACGUUGAUGUGGGCUGAGACGAACAACAACGUGUUUGGAAGAACGGUAAAUCCAUAUAAUCGGAACUUUGCUGCGGGAGGUUCAUCUGGGGGCGAAGGCUCCCUAAUCGCCAUGCAUGGAAGUAUAUUAGGUGCCGCAACUGACGUUGCCGGGUCCAUCCGUAUCCCAGCGCACUUUUGUGGUAUUUACGGUUUCAAGCCUUCAGCACACCGCAUUCCCUCCUACGGUAUUUCCGAUGCCCUUGACGGGCAGGACUCCAUCCCGACUUGCAUAGGUCCGCUCUCAAGCUCGCUAUCAGGAUUGAUGGUAUUUUUCCAGGCUGUGCUCUCCAAGCAGCCUUGGCGCCGAGAUCCCAGGACAUUAAACAAACCUUGGGAUCAAGAUGCGUACAUGCUCAAGGGACAAAAUGAGGGAGAGCAAUUAUGUUUUGGCCUGUUGUGGAAUGAAGGAACCAUCACGCCCACACCUCCAGUCAACAGGGCGCUCGAACAAACGAAGGCGGCACUAGAGAAGGCUGGUCACAUAGUAAUUAACUGGGAGCCUUUCAAGCACAAAGAAUUUUAUGUCAACGCGCGUGCUAUUUGGACAUCCGACGGUUAUGCAGAUUACCGAGCAUCUGUAAAUACCGGUGAACCGCUUCUUCACUCAAUGAAACCUGACGCCGAUCCAUCGGAUGUCCCCCCACAUCGCCGUCCACGCGAACCUCUCAGUUCAUUCGACGUAUGGCAGUUGAACAAGGAAAGGCGCGAGUUACGGAAGGCCCAUCUUGAUUAUUGGGAGUCAAGCAUAACUAGAACCGGGACUGGAAGACCGGUUGAUGCACUUAUUUGCCCAGGAGGUCCAUACCCAGCGGUCCCCCAUGGCCAUGCACGUCCAUCUUUCUAUACAUGGAUGUGGAACUCCUUGGACUACCCAGUUCUCGCAAUCCCCGUCACGAAAGUGGAUGCAUCGCAGGAUGUCAAGCCGCCGCCUCACAAGUUCCUCUCUGCCGAUGACGAAGGAGUAUAUCAGCUGUACGACCCGGUGUUAUUUGACGGGUUGCCUGUAGGGAUCCAAGUAAUGUGCCCAACGCAACACGAGGAAAUGCUAUUAGCCAUCGGAAAAAUCGUGGACAAGUCACUUCAUGACAUUGGGAAGCAGUAG
Messenger RNA from Sparassis crispa, 1683 nucleotides. Its product is annotated as Acetamidase. NCBI's taxonomy places the organism in Eukaryota, Fungi, Basidiomycota, Agaricomycetes, Polyporales, Sparassidaceae. Bases 1 to 1683 code for a protein of 560 amino acids. The record is from RefSeq and is a predicted model, not a curated record. The transcript has 9 exons.